Molecule: messenger RNA, 372 nt
Organism: Fusarium coffeatum
Lineage: Eukaryota; Fungi; Ascomycota; Sordariomycetes; Hypocreales; Nectriaceae
Exons: 3
Coding region: 1-372 (123 amino acids)
Biological process (GO): mitochondrial respiratory chain complex III assembly
Cellular component (GO): mitochondrial membrane
Source: RefSeq, a predicted model, not a curated record
AUGGCAGCCAAGCAGCCUUCGUCAAGGUGGUGGUUCUGGACCAAGGUCCUGAUGGGUGGUGCCGUAGUCGCAGUUGGAGGACCGGCCUUUACCAUGUGGUUAACACCUACUGAGGAAGAACUCCGAUCGAGAUACAAUCCCGAACUGCGCAAAAAGAGUCUGGAGAACCGCGAGGAGCGACAGCAAGAUUUCGAUGACUUUGUGACCCGGCUGAAGGCGUAUUCAAAGUCGGACAAGCCAAUCUGGGUUGUUGUGAAAGAGGAGGAGGAGCGAAAGCGAAAGAAUGCUGCCGCUGCCGCAAAGGCCUCAAAACUUGAGACCGAGUCUCGACGAGAGGAGAUGAGAAGAGAGGCUGGUCUGGAUGCAAAGUAA